Messenger RNA from Sordaria macrospora k-hell, 1599 nucleotides. RefSeq lists its product as uncharacterized. The record is from RefSeq and is a predicted model, not a curated record. Lineage: Eukaryota; Fungi; Ascomycota; Sordariomycetes; Sordariales; Sordariaceae.
AUGUCCUACGAAUAUCGAUGUCUCAUGCGCCGCCGCCUCGAGCUGUACCACGACCUCUUGACAGAACAGCUGAGGCCUAGGAUCGAGGCUGCCGCUGCCGCUGCCGCUACCACUGAUGCCACCACCGACCACCCAGACUCCGAUACAGACCAGUGUAUAGACGAUGACGUUGAUAACACUGACGACACCGACGAUUCCGACGAGGAUCUGUGCGAGUGGGAGCACGCCGAGAACAGUUCAUCCGAGGAAUCGUAUGCCCGUGUUACUCAAUGGCGUUGUGGGCUUGAGAGGAACGGCAUUUGGGAGGAUGAUGCUUCGGACCAUGGCGAGAACGACGAGAAACGAUCGGAUCAAGUGGAAUUGGAGCAACAAGAUGACAGAGUUUCUACCACCACAGAAGUUCACCAGUUUGAGCAUACUGACAAGGGCAAGGCUAUGGAUACGAGUGUACACUAUUCAGGAGGACCUUUAACACCACUCUCGGCGGCAUUCGCAUUGGAUUACAUCACCAAGGGCAAAGAGCAAGGACAUAUGGACGAUGGGAAAAACACAUUCAGCGGUCCAGAAACCACAAAGAGGGAAGGGGACAACACUGCAAGGCCUCAACAGAUGGCAUCCGGCUCGGAACCAUCAAAGGACGACUCGCCAGACAAGUUCACCACACCACCCAGCUCUCCUUGCCGCGAGUAUUCCGUCACUGCAAGCCCAAUAUCCACGGACGAGCGCAACCACCCAACAUCCCACAGGCAACCCAACCUCACCUUAUUUAUGCCCAUAAACUCGAGGCUUUUUCAGUUACCCCGUCGUUCCAAAUCUCUACCGUUAUUGAACCUCCUCCCCUCCCACUGCCCACCCACGCCACCCCCCGACACUUCCUCCUCAGCCGCUUCUACGUACUCGCUAAGGCCCUUUACCGUCACCCCAGCAGAACACAGAUUUUUCAACAGACACAUCGAACAAGUCGAGUACAUGAUCAGAGGAAUCGACUAUCAGUUUCAAAUGCAGGAGUACCGGAAUGAGAUCCGACGACAGAAUCGGCGGAGCAGGAGACGGGCGGAGGUGGAGGAGAGGAUGAGAGAGAUUGAAUGCAGCAACAGGAUGCCAUCAGAGGACUGGAGCUGUAACAGCGUUGGUUUCGGUGAGGCGCAGUGGACUGAGGGAGCAACAGAGGAGACACAACAUCAGAGCUGGGAGAAUGAUGCUGUUUCUCCGCAAUCGAAUUCGGCUGGCUUGCAGGGUGAUGAAUCUGCGGACACCGAACGGGAGGGUACUACCAAGCCCAUAUUAUAUAGGCAGGGUGAUUGGGGAGAGACCUAUGGUACAGACGGACACGAAGACGAUGUUGAUUCUGUUUGGCCCGAUGGAGCUGGGGAGGAUGAUGGCUGUGAGACUGGAUGGGGUAGUGCUUGGUCGGCCACACAGUUGGAACCCGAAGAGAAAAUUCAGCUUCACCAACCUACCAACCCAAGCCCGCUUAGGAACGGGUAUACACCCGAUGACAUGGUCUGGGAGGAGGCGGUGGCCGAGGUCGAAUACCUGAGCUACUACGGUCAUCAAUCUAAGAGGGAUGAGUGCGGAAGGAGGUACUGGCGUUUGUGA